UAGUUUAGGGACAAUAUUUGACAUUAACUCUGAAAAAACCGGAUAUUUUUUAAAACUUUGCCACAUUCCAACCUCAUGACCAUAAAUUUUUGCAAAAAUAAUAUUAUCCUUAUCAAACUUCACACCCAGCAUGUUCCUCGUAACAAACUGAUCAUAUCUUUAAUAAUUGUUGUUGUAAACCUCGCAAAUAAAGGUUUUCUUACAAGCGGUGGUAACACAAUUCAACAACUACCAUACCACCCAAAAAUAAUCACAAAACACGUCAUUUAACUCGGUUUACUUCUAUUUUAUUUUUAUUUAAAAAAAAAAAAAAAGAAAAGAUAAAAAUAAAAAUAAAUUAAAUAUAAGUCGGUUUACUUCUUUCGCUCGACCAUCCUCAUCACAGUAUCUCCCCUGAUCCUAUAAAACUGUAUACAACAACACAAUAACCCCUCAAAAUUUCACAAUAAAAUCAAAUAAACUACUCAAAUUUACAACAAAAGAAAAAAACAAUGGAGUUUCGAACCUUAGAUUUAACCGUUCUUUCAGCAAACGAUCUGAAUCGAGUGAACUUGUUCUCAAAAAUGGACGUAUACGUCGUAGUUUCCGUCAUCAACUCCGCUGUCAACCGUCGUUCAACCGCCCUCAAACAACGAACACCAAUCGACAAGAAAGGGGACAAGAAUCCAUCAUGGAAUUACCCGAUUAAUUUCACAAUAAACGAUGCUGCUGCGAUGCAUAACCGCCUCACUAUCCGGUUCCAAGUUUUCUCCAAACGCAUAUUUCCAGGCGAUAAGCUGAUCGGUGAAGUACUCGUGCCAGUUUCGGAGCUUUUAUCAAGUCAUGGUGACCGAAAACAAGCGAGUUCUUUGAGUUAUCAAUUGAGGAAGGUGUCUGGAAAACCGAAAGGUGUGUUGAAUUUUUCGUAUAAGUUUGGUGAGAAGUUUACUGCUGGUGGUGGAGUUGGAGAAGGUUUUACGGUUGGCGGGACGGGGCCAACUACGUAUUACUCGUACCCGCCACCGCAGCAGCAGCCAAUGUGGGGACAACCUGUGUCGGGGUAUCCUGCACAACCGCCUACGGCGUAUCCGUAUCAAGGACAUGGACACGGGUACGGGUAUGGACACGGAUAUCCGUCGCAAACGCAAUCGAUGGGUAUAAGGAGGAAUAAUAAUUUUGGGAUGGGUAUGGGUGCUGGGUUGUUGGGUGGUGCUUUGGCUGGGAUGGUGAUUGGUGAUUUGGUUUCUGAUGGUGGGUAUGAUGGCGGUUUUGAUGGUGGGUAUGAUGGCGGUUUCGACGGUGGUUUCGAUUUUUAGUACGGACCUUAAUUGUUGAAACACUAUGUAUGGUUUUAGAUGAAUUUUAUAAUUUUAUGGAUAAUGGAAUAUUUGUUUCCCAUACUCAAUAUGUAUAUAAUAAAACUUAAAGCUAUAAAGCCAUUAAUGCAAUAUUUUUUUAUUUUUUAUUUUUAUUAGAAGCCAUUAAAGUGUAUUUUAUGAAUCAAUGUCUUUGUUUUAGGAAAGUGUUAAAGCAUGUAUAUUUAUGAUUAGUUCUUGUUGCAUUUAUGAAAAUCACAGUGACGACCUUUUAUUAGAUAAGUUAAUCAAUUUAA
Chenopodium quinoa (quinoa) is the source of this 1591-nucleotide messenger RNA. RefSeq names its product protein SRC2-like. Bases 492 to 1295 code for a protein of 267 amino acids. Gene Ontology annotation, biological process: defense response. Lineage: Eukaryota; Viridiplantae; Streptophyta; Magnoliopsida; Caryophyllales; Amaranthaceae. The transcript has a single exon. The record is from RefSeq and is a predicted model, not a curated record.